Messenger RNA from Phanerochaete carnosa HHB-10118-sp, 746 nucleotides. RefSeq lists its product as uncharacterized. Lineage: Eukaryota; Fungi; Basidiomycota; Agaricomycetes; Polyporales; Phanerochaetaceae. The transcript has a single exon. The record is from RefSeq and is a predicted model, not a curated record. The coding region runs from base 100 to 366 and encodes 88 amino acids.
GGAUUUGGGUCACUUCGCAAGUGCGCAGUAGCUCAGGCACCUGUGCGCUCUUUCGUGGCUUUGCUCUUCAACACGACAGUGCCUCACUCAGCAUCGCGCAUGACUUGGCGCCCCCGAGCUUCAGGCUGCUCAUCCUUCCUUCUCAUACGCUGCCUAACACCCCUUCUAGGCUUUUCGGAACGGACUGAAGCUCGAAACCUGGCGCGACCAGUAUUUCUAAGAUGUAUUCUCGUAGACCGUGGCAACAUUGCCCUUCUUGUUACACCUGAACUGCAAGUCUUUGGUUCCUUCACCAUCGACUCAAAGAGUUGGAUCCUGGUAGCAGCACGCAGCGGGAUGUACACGAGCGGACGUUGUGAGGUUUAGCGCGGUACCUUGAAGUAAUUCUGUGAAUUCUCAGCCAGCAGUCGACCGAGAGUGAAUAUACGUGCGCACCCGAGUCCCAGCUCCACAAUACGCUUCCGACCGACAACACUUCCCACCUAAUUGGUGUUCCCAGGCCCCGAGCCCGGUUGCCUGGCGAACUCUGCGAGACGCUUCAAAGCGGGGUGUGGUAAUUUGAAUGCUGCAGCUCGGGCAGCGUUGUUCGGAGAGUUGCCGGAGUGGUACUAUGCAAAGUGCGAGACAUAUCUGAGGAUGUGUUCUACAGUAACUUUCUCAAGAAUGAGAUGUGAGGCAAAUACCGACUAAUGAUGGGCGUCGAGGGGCAGAGGCCGGUGUCCCGGCGCGUCGGUACUAAAAGCGCC